This is a messenger RNA of Cryphonectria parasitica EP155, 1689 nucleotides long. RefSeq lists its product as uncharacterized. Gene Ontology annotation, cellular component: glucosidase II complex. NCBI's taxonomy places the organism in Eukaryota, Fungi, Ascomycota, Sordariomycetes, Diaporthales, Cryphonectriaceae. The transcript has 3 exons. The record is from RefSeq and is a predicted model, not a curated record. Bases 1 to 1689 code for a protein of 562 amino acids. Gene Ontology annotation, biological process: N-glycan processing.
AUGCAGCAGACAGGCUUGUCGGUGCUUCUGAGUGCCAGCACCUUGGUGGUUGCCGCUGCUGGGAACUCUGGCCUGCCUCGAGGUGUUGGCCCCGAGUUUGCCAAGUACUACUCCACCAAGGAAUCCUUUACAUGUAUCGGCCACCCUUCGAUAUCUCUCAAACCAUCUCAGAUCAACGACAACAGCUGUGACUGCCCCGAUGGCUCUGAUGAGCCUGGCACUGCUGCCUGCUCCGGUCUCAACCCCCUCUCUCCUCCCCAGCCUCUGCCAGCAUCCUUUACCGGAACAACCAACACGACAAAUGUCCUGCCGGGCUUCUGGUGCGAAAAUGCUGGACACAUAGGCUCGUACGUGCCCUUUGUCUAUGUCAAUGAUGGCGUAUGCGAUUAUGACCUCUGCUGCGAUGGCACUGAGGAGUACGCACAUGUCGGCGGAGUCAAGUGCGAGGAUCGCUGCGGUGUGAUUGGCAAAGAACACAGGAAACUCGAAGAGGCACGUACCCAGGCCAAGGAGAAAGCUGCUAAACGCCGGCGGACCAUGGCCAAGGAGGCUCGUGAGCUCCGGCGGAGGGUGGAAGCUAGGAUCACCUCCCUCGAGCAGGAGAUUCAGGGCCUGCAGGAGAAGAAGGAUGAACUCGAGAAGAAGUACUAUGAGGUCGAACAGUCAGAGAGAGGCAAGGUCGUCAAGACCGAGGGGCAGGGCGGUAAGCUUGGCGUGCUCGUUGGCUUGGCCAAGACACGAAUCUCAGAGCUCCGCGAAUCCCUGAGCAAAGUCCUCGACCAGCGCGACGAGCUCCAGAGCCGUGUCGAUGAGCUGGAGGAGAUCCUCAAGAAGUUCAAGGAGGAGUAUAAUCCCAACUUCAACGACGAGGGCGUCAAGGCUGCCGUUAAGGGAUGGGAGGACUAUGCUGCCAGGGUUGCUGACGCCACGCCCUCCGAUCUGGCCGAGUCCGACCUCGUCGAGAUCGUCAAGGAGGACGGGGAGAGCUCCGGUAUCAACUGGAAGGAGUUUGACGAGGCCGAGACCACGGAUACCGAUAUUCUUUAUAACGUCGAGGCUUAUCUUCCAGAGUCUAUACGCUCGUUCGUCCACGGCAAACUCAAUAAUCUCCGGGUCUGGCUCAUUGAGAACGGCAUCGUGGCCGACAACUCGUCUCCAAACAGCGAGUCUGUCCUCGUCACUGCUGCCCGGGAAGCUUUCCAAGCCGUCGCGGAUGAUCUCUCCAAGAAGGAGAGGACCCUCGGCGAGGAGAAGCAAGAUCUCGAGACGGAUUACGGCGCAGAUGACAUCUUCCGGGUCCUGAAGGAUAAGUGUGUCUCUACCGAUAGCGGCGAGUACGAGUACGAGGUUUGCUGGCUUGGCAAGACUAGCCAGAAGUCCAAGAAAGGCCACAGCAGCACCAACAUGGGCAAGUUUGCUCGCAUUGACAUGGAGAUGGCCGACGACGAGGAGCGUAUCGAUGGCAAGAGCUUGGGCAAGGGACCUCGCCUGGUGAUGCGCUACGAGAACGGUCAGAGCUGCUGGAAUGGACCACACCGACGGACAGACGUCUGGCUCGGAUGUGCCGAGACGGAUGAGAUCUGGAGGGUGAGCGAGGCCGAGAAGUGUGUCUACAAGAUGGAGGUCGGCACACCGGCUGCUUGUGAAGACGUACACGAGCCAGGCGUCCGGACCAAGGACGAGCUCUAA